Molecule: messenger RNA, 6437 nt
Organism: Diorhabda carinulata
Lineage: Eukaryota; Metazoa; Arthropoda; Insecta; Coleoptera; Chrysomelidae
Gene: toy
Product: paired box protein Pax-6
Exons: 10
Coding region: 460-1833 (457 amino acids)
Biological process (GO): regulation of transcription by RNA polymerase II; anatomical structure development
Molecular function (GO): DNA-binding transcription factor activity, RNA polymerase II-specific; RNA polymerase II cis-regulatory region sequence-specific DNA binding
Source: RefSeq, a predicted model, not a curated record
AGUCUUCUGUAUCCUUUCGGGCAGUGAAGCACAUAGAUUCUUACCAAAUACCGUAUUAGAACACGUGGUUCUUGGCGAAAAUUCAUCGGACCACAAUAAAUUAUCGGGUAGUGAGGCGUAAGAGGUGUACGCCCGCGAAUUUAAUCGAGUAGAAGUCAAGUUUUGGUACGGGCUAGAGACGUUUGUUUGUUUGUUUUUUCGCCAAUUAAUUACAUUUGGUUGGACACAUUUUUGGCGAAGGGACUUUUUUGGUUUUAUGGUGAUUUUACUUUGAAAUAUAAAUUGUGAAUGGACGCGGUUUAUGCUUUGAGCAUUCAAUUUGUAUCAAGGUAAUCCCAAGAGAUCAACCUGGGAGCCACCUCCGGACCCGUCCCGACUCCGGGCGGGUUUUCUCCAGUCAUUUCCGCUGCAAAAACGCUUUCGUUAAGGGAAUCACCUUGCGCAGAAGCUCUGUGGAAAAUGCCACAUAAAGAAGAGGACUUCAUGCAUCAUGCAAUGGGCCAAAAUUCAUUGUUUGGAUGUUCCACAGCCGGACACAGUGGUAUCAAUCAAUUAGGAGGUGUCUACGUAAACGGUCGACCACUUCCAGAUUCGACUCGACAAAAAAUCGUGGAAUUGGCUCAUUCGGGAGCACGUCCAUGCGACAUCUCAAGAAUAUUGCAAGUAUCCAACGGUUGUGUCUCAAAAAUAUUGGGCAGUUUUGUUGACAGGUAUUACGAAACCGGAUCUAUAAAACCAAGAGCUAUUGGUGGAUCGAAGCCUAGGGUUGCUACGACGCCUGUCGUGAAUAAAAUCGCCGAGUUCAAAAGGGAGUGUCCUUCGAUAUUCGCUUGGGAAAUCAGGGACAGGCUGUUGAGCGAAGCAGUGUGCAAUAACGAUAAUAUACCCAGUGUAUCAUCUAUCAACCGAGUUUUGAGGAAUUUAGCCUCGCAGAAAGAACAACAAGCAUCAGCCCAAAACGAAUCCGUGUACGACAAGUUGAGAAUGUUUAACGGGCAAACACCAGGGUGGGCUUGGUAUCCCGGGACUCCCACAGCACCUCCACUUGGCCUUCCCCCAGCACCAACAGCUCUUACCAGUCAAAUUUCAAGAGACGAUUUACAAAAAAGAGCUGAUGUUAUGCACGAAAAUACGUCCGAUGGUAAUUCUGAGCACAAUUCAUCGGGUGACGAAGAUUCGCAGCUCAGAUUGAGACUGAAAAGGAAACUACAAAGGAACAGAACCUCGUUUACCAAUGAACAAAUCGAUAGUUUGGAGAAAGAAUUUGAGCGUACACACUAUCCAGACGUCUUCGCUAGGGAGCGAUUAGCAGAGAAAAUUGGAUUACCUGAGGCACGUAUCCAGGUCUGGUUCAGCAACCGACGAGCGAAAUGGAGGCGAGAAGAAAAAUUACGAAAUCAACGUCGAUCUGUCGAUCACGUAGGUGCUGUCAGCCCCCCCGCUUCGGCCCCCCGCUUACCAAUCAAUUCCGGUUUCAAUUCAAUGUAUUCGUCGAUACCGCAGCCCAUCGCUACUAUGGCCGACACCUAUAAUUCAAUGCAAAGCGGACUGACAUCGAGUUGUCUCCAACAAAGAGAAGCAUCCGGCUACCCGUACAUGUUCCACGAUCCAUUACAUUCGUUGAGCUCUUCGUAUAAUUCAAGAAGUUGCAAUCCUGCAAUAGCUCAUACGCAACCUACAACGCAUCAUCCAUCGUAUGGUAGUAAUGCUUCUUCUUCCGUACCUUCAUCAACCGGCACAGGUGUGAUAUCAGCCGGUGUAUCGGUCCCAGUACAAAUUCCCAGUCAAUCAACAUCGGACUUGGCUUCGAGUUAUUGGCCGCGACUUCAGUGAUCUCAGCUCUUCGGGUUUCCUCCGCCGAGCUUGCUCGUGCCACAGGAAAACCCGGCCCUGCAAGCUACUAUCACGCCCCCUAUUGUCGCUUCGACGUCACCUGAAGAAUCUUCCUAGACUGUGGCAAUUGACGAUAUUAGCGCGCCACGGUUUUGUAUAUCGGAUGCAGGUAACUACUAGUCGUGUUAUUACACAUUUUAGGAGAUUUGCCGAGCGGUAGAGUUCGCCAGCCGGACUGCAGGGUACUCUGUGAAUAAUGUGUACAAAGCGGGACAUUUGAAAUAUUUUAAAAGUAUUGAACGAUUUUUAUGAUAUCAAAGAUGUACAGAUUUAAAUGUUGCAAGUUUUUACUGUUAUAUUUUUUGAAUAUUUAAACGAUAUAAUAAAAAUGAAUGAAUAAGUUAAUUCGAGGUCUUUAAAAUUAUCGUUUCUAUAUCUCAUUUUUUUUUUAAUUGAAAUUUAAGUACUAGGUUAAUGUUAUAUCAUCUUAUAUCUCUCUCAAUCGAAUAAUAAAUCUGUUGUUAAGCCGAGCGAUCACUGUCAGGCAGUGAUUACAAAGUUAGAGAUCAUGUUAAAUUUAAACUUCUGAAAAUAAGGCAGUGAAAACAAAUCUGAAUAUUGUAAAUUUUUUGCUGUAAAUACUUGAACAAAUUUAUACUUACUUACAAUCGAACAAUUUUGCAAUAAUUUAUUGUUAACAAGAGCUAAUUUGGGAAAAUGUUUAAUAUUAGUGAGCUUGAGAUUCAACAUAUUUACUUUUGAUUUACUGCUCGAUAAAUUAGAGAGUGUGAGUACAACAUUUUCACUCUUUUCAAUUAUUUUGAUAAUAUUCGCUUUCCAAUUACACAAUUUGAGCACCCAAUGGGUGCAAUGUUUCAAAUCCACGUUCCAAAUUGUCGUUUUAAAAAUCUGUACGUAGAACACAUUUGUUUUUUCCCUUUGCUUCUCAAGAACCAGAUAAAUGUUUGGGUCUCCAUAAGCUUCAAAAUUGUGCUUUAAACACACUGUUUCAUUUCGAUUUAUUUGGAAUUGAUGUUCUGUGGGCAUUUAUGUCAAAAUCAUUUCAAUUUACUUGGAAUUGAUGUUCUGUGGGCAUUUAUGUCAAAAUCAUUUCAAUUUAUUUGGAAUUGAUGUUCUGUUGGCAUUUAUGUCAAAAUCAUUUCAAUUUAUUUGGAAUUGAUGUUCUGUUGGCAUUUAUGUCAAAAUCAUUUCAAUUUAUUUUGAAUUGAUGUUCUGUGGACAUUUAUUUCAAAAUAAUUUCGAUUUAUUUGGAAUUGGCGUCUGUAGUUGUAGUUCUACUUGAUUACGCCCCAACUUUGAGCUUUUUUGUUUAAUAUUGAUAUCUGCAGAAGAAGUGAGGUUAAUUCCACAACAAUUAAGUGAGUCGAGAACGACCACGCCCGACCCGGAAGGUCGACAGUUGACUAAAGUGAUGAAAAGAGGUUAGGUUAGGUGCGGGUUAGGCUUUAUAAUAUAUUGAAGGGGGUGAAAAGAUGAUUGGAUGAAGCGAUGACAUAUAGAGUGAUGAAAAUAUCAUUAGAGUACAAUCCAGUAUUUGAAAUCUCGAAAAAUAUUAACAAAAAAAAUGGACAAAAACUGUAAACAUUUUAAUUGGUACUCUAAGUACGUUAAAAACAUAACCUCUAAAUGAGAAAUGUUUCCCUUUCCUUUUCCAGUACUUAUCAAGUGAACUUAUGAACAAACAAUGGAUAUUUGACACUUUAUAUUUGCCAAAUAACCAAAAAUAGGACUAGAAAUGAACUGUGAGUCGACUUGGAAGGUCGAAAGUAAACUGAAAAGAAUAUGCGCAGAUUAGGCGUUAUAAUGUAUUGAGUUAUAAGUUAUAAGGGUGCGAAGAGGUGAUUGGUUGAAGAUUAAAUAUAGAAUGAUGAAAACAUCACUUAAGUACAAUCUAGACUUUGAAAUAUCGAACAAUAGAGACAUAGCGAAAAGAACAGAAAAAAUCAACAGAAUAGCAGAUAACGGUUCAAAAUAGAAAUAAAUGUUUCAAUUGCUGCGUUCAAACAUAACCUCUAAAUAAACGUUACCCUAUGAUAAUGGCUUUUUGGAAUGGAAAUGCAAAAAUGUCUUUGCUAGUGAUUGCAAUUUUCACUAAUAUACUUUAUUAUGAACGAAAGAAACACCCAACUUAAGUUAGGUUAUGUACGAAGUUUAUAUACUUUUUUUGUGUUUUUCAGUUUGAAAUAUUGGUUAUUAUUAAACAAUCAAGUACUUAUGAAGUGAACCUAUGGAAAACAAAGAUAUUUGACACUUUAUUUUUGCCACCUAACCAAAAAUAGGACUACAAACGAUCCCAUAUUGGUAAUUAUAGUUGAUAGGAGCUUACAUCAAACUUAUCUCGGCAAAAAUGGUACUUUGCAUGAUGAUUCUAGCAAAUAACCAUUGUCGAAUUAAUUAACUACUCUCUGGAACAUUUUUGUAGCGUAGCACUUCAUUUUGGGAAGCCACUUUUCAUUUUCACGGGUUUUACUAAACCAGUUGACAGAACAUUUUGUUUAUUGGUAUUAAAAAAAAUAUGUCAACAAACAAAUACCUGUAAAUUUAUUAUUUUACCUCGUUUAGACAGAAACUGUCUCCCGAUCAAUUAUAAUCGCUCCACGAGCUAUUUGCUUCAGCUGACAUUGUAAAUGAGAUUUAUUUAAUUAUCCAAUACUUUUAAAUUGUUUGGAUGUAUGAUUGGUCUUGGCUCACUAUUAUCAACAUUUUUAAGCAAAUUACUUCACGCCUAAGGGCUCUUUAUAAUGUAUGAUAGCAAUAAAUCUAUGUCACCAUUUUUCCCAUAGUUAAACAGAUAAUUAUAAGUGUAUGAGAAACGUUUCUAAUUUUUUAAUAAGGUUGUCAAAAUUCUGGAAAAUUUAAGCUUUGCACCAAUAAAUGGUGCUUUUUAUCAAUUUUUUGAAAUUUAAGAGAGUUAAGUCUGUCGAAUAAGGUAGAUGUAGCAACAGUUCAUGCGUUAAUUUCCGCAAUGGUGUCUCUAAACAUUUCUUUUUCACCUCUUUGAAGUUGAAAUUGUAAUCUGGAUGAUUAUUAUUUGUUUUUCUUCCUUAGUUGGCCUGUGAACGGUAUCCCAAUAGUUCUAAGCAAAGCUCGACGUUCCCACUCAGGGUUUUUGAUCUUUUUUAUGGUCUUAUUCCGGUCUCUGGACACUUAUUUUUGGCCCUUUGAAGUAAAAAUUGUAUUCUGGAUAUUGCUUCACAGUAGCUGUCGAUAAAUUCUCACUUUUUUCAUUGGUUUAUCUCUCAUAGUUGACAAAGACCAACGAAGGCCUAUGAAGGGUUUCCAACAGAAGUGAACCUCGCCGUUCCUACUAAGGAUUUUUGUUCUUCUUGUCUUCUAGACACUUCUUACCAUCCGUUUGAAGUUGAAAUUGUAAUCUGGAUUACUAUUGGUUCAUUGUGGCUACCGAUUGUUUCUUACUUUGUGAUUUUUUCAUUUGUUUCUCUCCCCUAGUUGACCUAACGAAUGCCUCUGAAUGGCAUCCCAACAGUCCGAAGUAAACGUUGACGUUUCUAAUCGAAGUUUCUAUUCUUUAUCAUCUCUUGGGUCCUAUCCUUCUGAAGAUGAAAUUGUGAUCUGGAUGACUAUUAGUUCAGUUUGCUUGCCAAUUGUAUCUUACUUAGUGUUUUUUCUAUUCGUUUCUCUUUCCUGAAUGACAAAAAGUCUAACGAAGGCUUUUGAAAGGCUUUCCAACAGUUCGAAGUAAACGUCGACGUUCCUACUCGAAGUUUUUAUUCUUUUUUAUCCUUUGGAGCUUAUCCUGGUCUCUGGACACUCCUUUUUCACACUUCUGAAGUUUAAAUUGUAAUCUGGAUGACCUAUUGGUUCACUUUGCUUGCUAACUAUUUCUUACUUAGUGUUUUUACUAUUUUUUUCUCUUCCCUGAUUGACAAAAAGCCUGACGAAGGCUUAUGAGGGGCAUCCCAACAGUUCGAAGUAAACCUCGACGUUCCUAUUCGAAGUUUUUAUUCUUUUUUAUCCUUGGGUCUUUGGACACUUCGGAAAUUGAAAUUGUAAUCUGGGUGAUUAUACUUCACUAUUCUAUCGAUCAAAUUUCAUCAUACCCAAACGAAAUACUUAAUAUUUAUGGGCUAAUUCAUAAGAUGAUUAAGUAUUUAGUGGCGUGGAAAAAGUAUAGUGUACAAAACGUGUAUAAACUGAAAAUUUCAUACUUUAGAUGAUAAGUUACGAGUCGCAUGUCAUAAUUACAUGAUGAACUAUCCUAUUUCCACAAUAUAUUAUUUAACGUGUCCUUCAGGAUUUAUGGUUAGGUUAGGUUAAAUAAAACUUUUCAAUUUUCUAAUAUUUAAUAUCGUUAAAGAAAAUAUUAUACAGAAUUUUGUACAAUCUUGAAUAGUGUCUCAUUUUAAUUUGUAAAUCCAGCUUUUCCCCCCUUCUGUAGUGAUAUUUAAAAAGUAUUAAUAUAAAUGUUGUGUAUAUUCUUGUUGCUGUGAUUAAUUCUUAAAAUAAUAUUAAUAACCUAUAAAAAUACAUUGCAGUUCAAGUAGUAUUAGUGAAUAAUUUCGUGUAGAUGUGUAUAGAAAGUUUGUGGAAUAAAUAAUAAAAAAAUAUAUAUAACAAAAAUA